CUUUGAAAAAUCAAAAUGAGUUUCCACUUCUUGCGUCAACAUUGAAGAUUUUGAACCGGCCUUCUCCACUCUAGCCGUCUAGCGUGCGCCUUUGACCUGCUUCGCUAUCAAUCUCUUACGCGUUUUGCUUCAUUCUCUCGAUAUUUUUGUAACUUCCUUUGGCCUUUUUUGAUUUUUCAUCGUCUUCUUCUCUCAGUUUCUCUACUUUCUGAUCAAUUCAGAUAUUCCAAGCUAGCUAACAUCUGUCUUUCCUGUCUUAGCUCGUUUCCUUUAUCUGCCAUAGUAAUAGUAAUUGGAUUGCUGAUUGGUACAAGAGAAUGGUCCAAAUCAAGGAAUUGUAUCCUCCUCAUCCUCCGUUUUCUUUUCUUUUUUAACAGUCUUUUUUUAUGAUUAUAUUAAGUUUAUGUUGAUGGAUGAUAUGGUCUGAACUGUGUAUGGAUUCGUUGAAGAUUUUUCUUUUUUUAAAACUUGGGAUUGGUCCGUAAUUCAAAAUAUUUGUAUUGAAACCUGCUGAACAACAGAGUGCUAUCUUAAUUCAAUCCACCCAGAUAGUACCAGAUAGCCCAGAUGUACAUGGUAAUGAAGAUGCAGCAACAGAACACUAGUAGUUCUGAGGGUGUUGAAGUAUUGGAGAACAGACCAUUGGAGGAUGAUGUAUUUGGACAGUGCCAAUACACAUCCAAGGUUUAUCGGUUGCAAAGCAAGGCUCCUACUUGGCUUACAACUUUUGCACCAGCAGAUGCUCUCAUCAUGCAAGAAGAAGCUUGGAAUGCAUACCCAAGAUGCAAAACCGUAAUCAAGUGCCCAUACUUCACCAAGUUUUCUUUAACAGUUGAAACUAUUCAUAGGGCUGACAAUGGUCAAUCAGAAAAUGUACAUGGUUUAACCAAAGAACAACUAGCUGCCAGGCAGAUUGAAUUUAUUGAUAUAGCCUCAGCAGAAUCCGAUUAUUGGAGUUAUGUUAUUGGAAGUAACAGUGUGGACUUCUGUAAGUUUAAAUCUUCAAGAACUGGUCGUGGUCCACUUAUGGAUGGAUGGCAGGAUACAUGUAAACCUGUCAUGACAGCAUACAAGUUGGUAACAGUCGAUGCACCAUAUUGGGGCUUUGGGUAUCGACUUGAACAGGCUAUACUAGCGGGUGAAAGGGCUCUUUUCUUAGAGAGUCAUCGGAAUUGUUUUGCUUGGAUUGAUGAAUGGUUUGGGAUGUCAAUGCAACAAAUACGUGAACUUGAAUUACAGAGUGAUUUUUCAUUAAAUAAGAAAAUUGGAAAGCCAACUGUAAUGACAACUUCUGAAGACUUUGAUCAGAAGUUGCCCCUUGAAAAUGAAGACGCUCAGGGCAAGAGAUUUCAACCUAAACCAGAGAAGCAUGAACUUGUUGUGGAUACUUAAGCUGCAAGAUUGGCUGCUAUUCUCCACAUUGAAAUUGUAAUGUUGGGUUAAUUAUUCAUUUGAUUACAUGGUCAUUCUUGGGAAAAAUUGUAAAUUUGAUUAUAGCAGAUACAUAAUCCUCUUUUUUGAGGCAAUAGUUAUGUUAUACACCGGCAAAAUUCUUUAGAGGAAGUUAUGAAUUUUUCUUAGUGAUUUUAAUUUAA
Molecule: messenger RNA, 1595 nt
Organism: Manihot esculenta (cassava)
Lineage: Eukaryota; Viridiplantae; Streptophyta; Magnoliopsida; Malpighiales; Euphorbiaceae
Product: phosphatidylinositol transfer protein 1
Exons: 9
Coding region: 568-1392 (274 amino acids)
Biological process (GO): phospholipid transport
Source: RefSeq, a predicted model, not a curated record